Molecule: messenger RNA, 849 nt
Organism: Aspergillus welwitschiae
Lineage: Eukaryota; Fungi; Ascomycota; Eurotiomycetes; Eurotiales; Aspergillaceae
Product: class I SAM-dependent methyltransferase
Exons: 4
Coding region: 1-849 (282 amino acids)
Source: RefSeq, a predicted model, not a curated record
AUGGCUACUCAAGACAAAUAUUGCUUCGAGAGGGAUAAGAAAGAGUCAGAGAGACUGGACUUACAGCAUCGCGUGCUAGUUAAAACAAGCGGAGAUACCCUCAUUCAUCCUUCAAUUCCUCUCAACGAAAUUCGUUCUGUUGCCGACAUAGCUACUGGAACUGGAAUUUGGCUGCAAGAUGUGUCGAAAUUUCUGGACACACCACAAAUUGAACGCUACUAUCAUGGCUUCGACAUUUCAGCUGAGCAAUUUCCUGAGAAUCCAGGAGCGAUCCACUUUUCUGUUCAAGAUUUGACGAUUCCCUUCCCUCGAGAACAUUGGGGACGAUAUGACUUGGUACACGUUCGUCUUCUAGUCGCUGCCCUUGAGGAAGCUGACUACAAAGCUGCGAUUGCAAAUAUCUACGAUAUAUUGAAGCCCGGUGGCUAUCUCCAAUGGGAGGAAAUUGACGAAGAAACCUACCUCACGGAAGGUUACCCAGUGCUCAGUGAGCUUCAUCGCUGUUUUGACUAUGGACUGACAGCCGAAGGCAAAUGCUUUCAGGCUUCAGCCAAGGUUUAUGAAGAGAGCCGAGCAGCUGGGUUUGUAGGUGUAGAGCGGCUGUGUUAUAACUCGCACCAGAACCCUGAUCUGCACUAUGAGAUCGAGGAGAGACUCACUGCGAUAAUUAGAACACUCUAUGCCUUUCUUUUGCUGAGAUCUAAGCAGGUCGAUACCGCGCAGGUCGCAUCACAAGAGGCAGAGAAACUGGUUGAACAGCAUCGGCGUCUGUGCGCACAGGGAGAUUCCCCGCCACUCAAGUUGAUGAGGGUUGUGGGUCGGAAGCCUUUACAUGGUUCAUUGCUGUAG